This is a messenger RNA of Telopea speciosissima, 2878 nucleotides long. RefSeq names its product putative DUF21 domain-containing protein At3g13070, chloroplastic. The record is from RefSeq and is a predicted model, not a curated record. The transcript is spliced from 14 exons. Gene Ontology annotation, molecular function: flavin adenine dinucleotide binding. NCBI's taxonomy places the organism in Eukaryota, Viridiplantae, Streptophyta, Magnoliopsida, Proteales, Proteaceae. The coding region runs from base 123 to 2066 and encodes 647 amino acids.
UCUUCAGAUUUUGGAGGGCUUUGCUGUUCUAAAAUGAAAUCUAGGGCUUUAUUUUAGUUUAUCUGCAUCUCUAUCAGUUCGUUUUGAACACGCUGUAGAGCUUGGAAUCCGUGGAUUGAGGAAUGGAAGCUCCAUUUAUCAGUCGAUCUAGAUUAUUUUAUGGCGAAAAAUCGUCGUUCUUUGUCUCCCGCUGUCGUCAACUGAAAAUCUCAGUCAGCACACCACCUAAAUUUAUGUGCUAUCGUAGUCGAAUUAGGACAAAUUGCCCCGACCCUUUUAUUUCGAGAAUUUCAUGCACGCCGAGAUUACAGGAAGCUAAGGUGAUUAAUGGCGAGCUUUAUUUGAAGCCAGCGGAUAGAGAAAACGAGGGUGUGAUGGUUGGAGAUUCUAUUACGGAUCGGAACUUUGAUUUAUUGGAGCUUUUGUUCAAGCGUGGAUUUGUUUUUGGUGCAAUGGUUUGUGGGAUUUUUGUGCUUGGUUGCCAAAGAGUUCUUGCGAUGGAAGUGGUUGUUGAUGCGGGCUACAGAGUUUUUGGACAGAGCGGGCUGUUACUGAGAGGAGCUUGGCCCAAAGUGUUGAAAAUUCUAUGCGUUUUCAAAGAGCAAGGUUUGGUGUUAGCUGCGCUUUUGGGUCUCUCUGCAUUUUUUUCAUUGGCUGAGACUUCGAUAACGACUCUAUGGCCUUGGAAGGUGCGUGAAUUGGCUGAAAAAGAGCCUGAAAAUGGUGUCUUCAGAAUGCUUUCUAGUGAUGUAACCCGGUUCCUGACAACUAUUCUUAUUGGCACCACUGUGGUUAAUAUUGGAGCUACUGCACUAGUCACAAAGGCAGCAACAAAAAUGUUUGGUGAAGCUGGUGUUAGUGCUGCAACUGGAGUUAUGACUGUUGCCGUUUUGCUCCUUACAGAAAUCACUCCAAAAAGUAUUGCUGUUCACCAUGCCACAGAGGUUGCUAGGUUUGUGGUCAGACCAGUGGCAUGGCUUUCCUUGGUAUUGUAUCCUGUGGGAAGAGUUGUCACUUUUUUAUCGAUGGGAAUGCUUAAAAUGCUCGGGUUGAAAGGGAGAAGCGAACCAUCUGUUACUGAAGAUGAGUUGAAGUUGAUUUUGCGAGGGGCAGAGUUGAGUGGAGCAAUAGAGGAGGAAGAACAGGAUAUGAUUGAAAAUGUGUUAGAGAUAAAAGAUACCCAUGUCAGGGAAGUGAUGACACCCCUGGUAAAUGUUGUUGCAAUUGAUGUUAGUGCAACACUUACCGAUUUCCAUAACUUGUGGGUGACUCAUCAAUACUCGAGGGUGCCUGUUUUUGAGCAGCGUGUUGACAAUAUAGUUGGUAUUGCAUAUGCAAUGGAUCUGCUGGACUAUGUCCAAAAGGGUGAGCUACUAGAAAGUUCUUUUGUGGAAGAUAUUGCACACAAGCCUGCAUAUUUUGUUCCAGAUUCAAUGUCAGUGUGGAAUCUUCUUAGAGAGUUUCGCAUCAGGAAGGUCCACAUGGCUGUUGUUCUUAAUGAAUAUGGUGGAACUGUGGGAAUAGUAACUCUGGAAGAUGUUGUUGAAGAAAUUGUUGGUGAAAUCUUUGAUGAGAAUGAUUCAAAGGAGGAGAUCCAGAAAAAAACGGGUUAUGUUGCUAUGCGAGGAGAGGGAAUUUUUGAUGUUGAUGCAAAUACAUCAAUAGAUCAACUCUCUGAAGACCUAAAUGUCAAAAUGCCAGAGGGCCAACAGUACGAGACUGUAUCAGGUUUUAUCUGUGAGGCAUUUGGAUAUAUUCCCAGGACAGGUGAGAGUAUCAAAGUGGUACUUGAAAAUGCAAAUCGCGAGGAGAAUGAUGAAUUUAAUGAACCAGAAUCUGAUCACCAUGAUCAGAAGGAAAAAUAUCAUAUUUUUAAACUUGAGAUAUUGGCAGGAAAUGCGAGGAAGGUAAGUGCUGUCCGAUUUGAACGAGUAAACCAGGAUAAUGCAACAUUAGAGACCAAAGAAGUAACUCGCUUGGUACCCAGAAUUAUGAAAAGGAAAUGGCGGGACGAUGAAGGCUUGGAUAAGGGUGACUACAUUGAGAUUGCAUUUCAGGAGAGAUAAGAGGAUGGCCUCUCAGUUGAUGUAAUUGCUGAACAUGAAGAUGGUUAUGAUAAUAGAAAAUAAACAGUAGUUACAUACUCCCCAUCAUCCCUUUCAUACAGCAGCAAAAAUAGAUAAAGAGAGAACAAAAAGAAAGAAAAUAACUAGGGAAACUAGGAUGUAAGUCUUGUCUACAGAUGAAGAGAAGUAUCAACGUCAGCAUCGUUAAAACUAUUCGAUGUGUGAAUAUUGGUUUUAUCUCUGAGCCAAAAGUUCAGCAGAGGGGUCUCAACAGCUUGAAAAUUGGCAUGGUUGACUCGUGAAUUGGCUCGAUGGGAUAGGGAACCUUGUUGAGGUGGCGCAGGAGGAAGUAUCAAUUCAGAAUGGAAGAAUAGCUUGGCUGUCUCGAGAUGCAUGGUUGGAGUGAUUCUUUCAGACUCAACAAACAAUCUCAAGAGCUCUCUUUCUUCUCUCAUCGCUUUCACCCUCUGCAACUUCCUGAACCUCUCCUGCAGGAGAACAAUGGAGGAACAGAUAGCAGUAGUAUCGUUGCUCUGCCUACCCAUUGGAGGAACUAGUGUUGUGGUCAAGACUGAUAGAAGUAAUUUUUUACAGAACCUUAAAAUCCUGUGUGCAUACAUAUAUAGGAAAAUGAAAUUGUCAUCUAGCACAUAUAUCAUUUUUAAGCCUUAUAGUGGAUUUUGUAUAAUCUCAAAUAGAGUAGAAUCAGCAGCUGAGGUUCCAACUCCAAGAAAGUAAGGUUUAUAUGGUUAAUCUAAGGAGUGUGUGGGGUUGGUGGUUGUGAGGAGGGGCCAGAAGCACUAUUUAUGGGA